Helianthus annuus (common sunflower) is the source of this 1160-nucleotide messenger RNA. Its product is annotated as NADH-ubiquinone oxidoreductase chain 1. Gene Ontology annotation, molecular function: NADH dehydrogenase activity. Gene Ontology annotation, cellular component: membrane. The coding region runs from base 636 to 1025 and encodes 129 amino acids. The record is from RefSeq and is a predicted model, not a curated record. Lineage: Eukaryota; Viridiplantae; Streptophyta; Magnoliopsida; Asterales; Asteraceae. Gene Ontology annotation, biological process: aerobic respiration. The transcript has a single exon.
CCCACCCUCGAAAUGGCCAAGGCUUUAUAAUCGGGUAUAACUCGGAAGCCGGCUUGUGCUGGAUUCCUGCAUACCUCUGGCAGGCAUCGCAGCUCUUAGCAUGUGCUACGUAAUCUGCAAGGACCGUAGGCCAGUAGUGGCCAUGUCUCCGGAUCUCUCGAAUUUCCCUCAGCGCGCUCGAUCUACCUAUCUUUCUGAGUUUGAUUGGUUUUCGCUCCAGCUGACCUUUCCAUUUAAUCACUGACAAAACCUACCUUUCAAUUCUUCUUACCCUAUGAGCUUUCAGCAAAGGACAGAUUUCUUGGUCCAUUGACAUCGAUCAACGAAAUAGACCUCCUUCUUUCACUUUUGUCGUUGUCUUCCAAUUCAAAGAGCCCCAUUAAGUAAGUGUUCCGCGAGAAAAGAGAGGCUGACAUCUUUUCUUAUCUAUCUAUUUUCGUAAAUGAAGAAGAUAAGUGAGAGCUUACUGACUGCAUCUUCUAAGAAGGGCUUGGAAGAAGAAAUAGAAUCUCCUUUCUUUUUCGAGAAAAGGUCCCAUCCUUCAAUAUCAUGAUUGGGUCGACCAGGCCAGAUCAUGAGUGAAAUAUCAUGAUCGGGUCGACUAGGCCAGAUCAUGAGUGAAUAGAAAAUCGAAAAUGUACAUAGCAGUUCCAGCUGAAAUACUUGGAAUAAUUCUACCACUUCUACUAGGAGUAGCCUUUUUAGUGCUAGCUGAACGUAAAGUAAUGGCUUUUGUGCAACGUCGAAAGGGUCCUGAUGUAGUGGGAUCGUUUGGAUUGUUACAACCUCUAGCAGAUGGUUUUAAAUUGAUUAUAAAAGAACCUAUUUCACCAAGUAGUGCAAAUUUCUCCCUUUUUAGAAUGGCUCCAGUGGCUACAUUUAUGUUAAGUCUGGUCGCUCGGGCCGUUGUACCUUUUGAUUAUGGUAUGGUAUUGUCAGAUCCGAACAUAGGGCUACUUUAUUUGUUUGCCAUAUCUUCGCUAGGUGUUUAUGGAAUUAUUAUAGCAGGUCGGUCUAGUAAUUAGGGGGCGGCCGUUCGGUCGCCUAUGAUACUAGGAUCAAUAGGUCAAAAAUGGGUUUGUGCCGCAGGUGUUGAACGAUCCACUCUACACAGGUGUGGGCUUACAGGGCUCAUAAAGCCUUUCUUUCAUUCAUCAAUA